This is a messenger RNA of Lolium perenne, 2278 nucleotides long. RefSeq names its product serine carboxypeptidase-like 27. Gene Ontology annotation, biological process: proteolysis. Gene Ontology annotation, molecular function: serine-type carboxypeptidase activity. The record is from RefSeq and is a predicted model, not a curated record. Lineage: Eukaryota; Viridiplantae; Streptophyta; Magnoliopsida; Poales; Poaceae. Gene Ontology annotation, cellular component: vacuole.
UACUAUUGCCGACGGACGGGCCACUUUCCGCGUCGUUGCGCCGCUAACCACGCAACGCAAUGCCCACCGAUCUGUAGCACACUGCACACAGCACCGGCAGCACGAAGGGCACCUAAUUUAGUCUUGAAAUCCACUGAGCCAAGUACACGAUCUGAUUCUCACUUUCUCCUUCGCCCCUGAGCUGUACUCUACUUCUGCUAGUCAAUCAUCGCAUCACGCGAAGCAAAAAAAUCUUGGCACAUUUUCAUCUCCUACUUGCUUCCCCCGUACCCACCGCGCGCCUCGGUGGGGCGCGCCGGUCAGAAGGAAUGAGAAUGUGAGAUCGGCCGCCCGCCACCACCACCAUUCCUCUAGCUAGCGCUUCCGUCGAGGGGACCCAGCCCAGCCGAGGUCCCUUGACCUGAGCUGUCGCUGGCGUAAGGAUCGAAAACCAAAAUCCCCUGCAGCCCGCAGCUGAAAUCCAUGCAAGCAAUCCCGACUUCUUGGUGCUGGCCAUGAAUUUCUUAUAGCUCCUCUCCCGCUGUCAGUCUCCACUCUCCAGUGCCUGCAGCAGGCACAAGAAGCUUUGCGUACUGAGCAAGCGCAAGCAAGCUCAGCUCAGCUCAGACUACUAUAGAGUGCCGCUGCGCGCGCAGCAGGCCAACAGCCGGUCCAGCUCCAGCCGCUGAAGCUUGCUGCUCUGUCUGCUCCACCCCCAAUGGCUCGCGAGGUCGCGGCUUUGCUGGCGCUACUGCUGUCAGCGGCCGCCGCCCUGGCCGACCAGGAAAGCGACCGGAUCCGGCAGCUCCCCGGGCAGCCGCCCAAUGUGGCCUUCUCGCAGUACUCCGGCUACGUCACGGUCAACCAGGCCCGCGGCCGCGCGCUCUUCUACUGGCUCGUCGAGGCGGAGCCGGCGGCCGGGCCCAUCGCGCCGCUCGUCCUCUGGCUCAACGGCGGGCCAGGCUGCUCCUCCGUCGGCUACGGCGCGUCCGAGGAGGUCGGCCCGUUCCGCAUCAGGCCCGACGGGAAGACGCUCUCUCUCAACCCCAAUUCCUGGAACAAGGCGGCCAAUUUGCUCUUCCUGGAGUCGCCGGCCGGCGUGGGCUUCUCCUACUCCAACACAACGGUGGAUCUGUACACCGCGGGAGAUGCCAAGACUGCACUGGAUUCCUACGCUUUUCUGGUGAAUUGGCUGGAGAGAUUCCCACAGUACAAGUACAGGGAGUUCUACAUUGCUGGAGAGAGCUAUGCAGGGCAUUAUGUUCCGCAACUAGCCAAGAUCAUAUACGAAAAGAACAAGGGCAUUCAGAACCCAAUACUUAACCUCAAAGGAUUCGUGGUGGGGAAUGCGGUUACGGACGACUACCACGACUAUCUUGGCACAUUUGAGUACUGGUGGAGCCAUGGUCUGAUCUCUGAUAGCACUUACCACAACUUGAAGGCGACGUGCAUUUUUGAUUCCGCAACGCACCCUUCUCCUGAAUGUGCCAAGAACCUGAACCUGGCUAGUGCCGAAGAAGGCAAUAUUGAUCCUUACAGUCUCUAUACAAAGCCCUGCAAUAACACAGCCUCUCUCAAACUUGGCCUCGGAGGACGCUAUCCUUGGUUGUCUAGAGCUUAUGAUCCUUGCACGGAAAGAUAUUCAAAUAUCUACUACAAUCUACCAGAAGUGCAGAUGGCGUUACAUGCUAACACUACUGGAAUUCAAUACCCUUGGCAAACUUGCAGUGAUAUUGUCGGCCCGUACUGGGCGGAUUCCCCCAAAUCUAUGCUUCCUAUUUACCACGAGUUAAUUGCAGCUGGUAUGAAGAUAUGGGUUUUCAGUGGGGAUACUGAUGCGGUAGUUCCUGUAACUGCAACAAGAUACUCGAUAAGUGCUCUGAAGCUACCAACGCUGAUGAAUUGGUACCCUUGGUAUGACCACGGAAAGGUUGGGGGUUGGAGUCAGGUUUACAAAGGACUAACCCUCGUGACCGUAGCAGGUGCAGGGCAUGAGGUGCCUCUGCACCGGCCUCGACAAGCGUUAAUAAUAUUCAGACAUUUUUUGAAGGACACACCAAUGCCAUCUCAAUAGCCGCUAGAAGCAAAACGAUAGCAAACCACGAAAGUCAUAUUCACUGUUUUUUUUUUACAUUCUUCUUCGAUUGAUUUUAUUAUUACAACAUGUUAUUCAGUUAUCCCUAUUGAAUUGUAUGUAUGUUUCAUAGCUAAUAGGGAAACCUGGCAAGUGUAGUGCAGCAGCUAAACAGGUCCUUGUAUAUGAUAAUGAUAGUGAUUGUUUGAGCAGUGCAAUUUUCUA